This is a messenger RNA of Solanum lycopersicum (tomato), 2485 nucleotides long. RefSeq names its product protein WVD2-like 4. Lineage: Eukaryota; Viridiplantae; Streptophyta; Magnoliopsida; Solanales; Solanaceae. The record is from RefSeq and is a predicted model, not a curated record. Gene Ontology annotation, molecular function: microtubule binding.
GUAAUAUUUCAAUUUUUAUUAAUUUUUUCGUAUUGAAGUGUGUUGGAUCUUAUGUUUUUUUUUCUAAUUUGAAAGGGGUUGGUUUUGAAUCUUUUGAUUGUGUUAACAUGAAGUUGCAAGAGGUGGACAUAGUGCAUUAGUUAUAGUUUUUUUUUCAUAUUAGUAACUUUGGUUCAAACUCUGUAUAUUUUGUUAUAACUAAAUUAGAAUUUUCAAGUCAUAAAGUUCAAAUCUUGGAUCCGAUAACUAAAUUAGAAUCUUGAACUCGUAAAGUUUAAAUCUUGGAUCCGACGCUUGUGAAGUAGGAUGUUGUUUACUUACUUAUAUGGUAUUUGUUUAGUAUGAAUUAUAUCAUGAAGCAGUAGUGUAUAUGGUCUUACUGUCUGAAAUUCUGUUUGAUUUAGAUCAAGAACUGAAAAUUCAAUUGUUGGUUUUGGAAUUUGAGGCUUCUUUUGAUUCGGGGGGUCUGUCAGAAACAGUCUUUCUACGUCCUAAUCGUCUUAGCGCCCACUUGUGAGAUUAUGUUGGGUAUGUUGUUGUUGUUGGAAUUUGAAAAUUGAAUUUUGGGGUUCUUUCUCUUUCCCUUCAUUUAUGUUUUUUUGUUGUGUCUUUAAAGAUUUGAUUUUUGUUGAAAGAAAGUGACUUCAAUUGUGAAGUUUUCUUUUAUAAUUGGAUUUUAGGCUUGUAUGAUUUGUCUUCUGACCUUAUGUUGCUCGAAUUUUUCAAAAACGUUGACAGUUGUGUGUCGGAUCCUUUAUAAGCAGCAAUUUUGGAGAGUCCGAGCAAUAUAGCUUCCAAAUUGUUGAUUGAUGAGUAUUUAUCUAUUGUUUUGGUUUUAGAUAUUGUUGGUAUAUGGAGUCUGAAAAUGGAGUUCCAGUAGAGGUGGAAAAGAUUGUUGUGGCUGAGGAAGAAAAUGUGAAUUUAAAGAACAUUAGUGAGAAGGCGGAUGAGACGCCAAAUUCAUCUGUAGCCAAAGAAGAAUUGUCUGUUGAGGAUGUUCCGAAAAGUAGAGCAUCGAAUCAACAUAAGGUAUCAGUUGGUGGUACUAAAAAGAACAACAAAAUGGCCAAGGAUCAAGCAAAUUCAACAGGCACGUCUUCAUUGACUCGUUCGAAAAAGGGAAGUAUGGCGAAAAGUCUUUCAUUCCCUACAAGAGGCGCCAAUGCAGACAUGACAAGGAAGAGCAUUGAUGCUUGUACAAAGAAAUCGGAUUUUAAACCUUGGAUACCAAAUGGGGUGACACAUGAGGCUUCACAUUCGAAUGGAACAGUCUCGUCAGCUUCUCGUUUAAAUCCGUCUACUAAGAGUACAUCUGCUGGAGUUGUGAAGAGUUCAAGUCCAAAUGGAAGUGCUACAACAAGCAGAAGGACAACUACAGGAUCUAUCCCGAGCCUUCGUCAAUCGCUGUCCGGGAAGUCUGCUUCAGCCGGUAGAAUUGCAAAGAAAGCGACUUCUGAACAAUUAAACGAUGAAAAGAUUACACCUACUAAAGCUACGUCACCUCUUAAAGACGAUGAUGAUGCUCGUUCUGCUACUUCCUCCAAUGCAACUCGUACCAGUGCUGGAUUUUCCUUCAGAUUGGAAGAACGUGCUGAAAAGCGAAAGGAGUUCUUGGCAAAGGUGGAAGAGAGGAUACAGGCCCGAGAAGAGGAAAAGAGUAACUUGCUAGCAAAAUCAAAGGAAAACCAAGAGGCAGAGGUAAAGCAGUUUAGGAAGAGCUUGACAUUUAAAGCUACACCGAUGCCUUGCUUCUACAAGGAGCCCCCUCCUACAGUUGAACUGAAGAAGAUACCAACAACACGCGCCAUAUCUCCUAAGCUUGGAAGAACUAAGAACUCCACAUCCAUGACUAAUAGCUCCGAAAGUGGAGGAUCAUGUUUCAGUCCAAAAGUGAUCAAGGAACAACGUAAGUCACUCGUAUCCAAUAAAGAUAACGUUGCAUCAAAAGGGAAGCCAGUUAAGACUUCACAGACAACAGCUCAAUCUCCAAAAACCUCGAUCACUAAAGCGAAACCUGCUGAAACGAAAUCCAGACUUGCUGAAGCAGCAAAGGUUUCGGAUGAGAAAACAGAACGAAAUGAAAUCCAACCUGAGUCUGAAAUGAAUCGUGUAGAAGACAAUGUGGCACGUCCAUCAAAUCCAAUCGUUGUGCAAGCUGAAGUCAGCGUUGAAGGUUAAUGAACUUACUGAACUUGUCUUUUUUUCUGUAUUUAUUAUUUAUAGGCCUUUUUUCGUUCUGUGAAAGCGUUUUUGCUGCUUUGUUGAGUUGUGAAUAUGUUGUGUAUGUUGCUGUUAUGUUACAAGUUGUACAUGUUGGUUAUUCUCAGUUUCUUCAUUCUUUUCGAACAUCUCAGUACCAUCGUGUAAUCAUUCUCGAAAAACAUCUUCAUUGUUCUCAAGUCAGAUUCAACAUUCUGAUUUUCUUCAAAUGUAUCAUUCUGAACUUGUAUUCUGGUUUUGCUGAGUUCAUAUACCUACUUCCACA